Bombina bombina (fire-bellied toad) is the source of this 1788-nucleotide messenger RNA. RefSeq names its product TLC domain-containing protein 4-A. The record is from RefSeq and is a predicted model, not a curated record. The coding region runs from base 283 to 1071 and encodes 262 amino acids. NCBI's taxonomy places the organism in Eukaryota, Metazoa, Chordata, Amphibia, Anura, Bombinatoridae. Gene Ontology annotation, cellular component: endoplasmic reticulum; membrane. The transcript is spliced from 7 exons. Gene Ontology annotation, biological process: lipid homeostasis.
GCAAGUUGUUGACGUGUUGCUUGUCUUCUCAGAGCUGGGAGAGGGUAAGUAAAUUGCCCUUCUUCUGGGGCAGAAAAACCAAGAGGGGAUGGGAAACAAACAGCCUGCCAGCCAAGGAUCUGCAGCACUGUAUAGGACGGCCACUCCAACGUUCGCUCCACUGUCUUGCACAUUUACUUCUAAAGACGUUGUAUCUUACUACAUAAAAAGGAGGCCUUUACAAAGCAUUGCUAAAGAGCAUCAGUAUUCAAACCACUUGACUAGUAGCUCUUGUUGUGGGAAAUGUUAAAGAUGGAUGACGACGUACUGCUCAGUUACUGUGUGGUUGGAUGCAGUUUCCUUGGGUUCCAGCUGUUGUUUUCUGCAAUUAGUCCCAGUAUCUCUGCAAAAUUUUGCAGCACCUACAGAAAACUCUCCCAUGGGAAGCAGUGUGAGUGGGAUUCCAGGUCUGUCUCCAAUAUCCAUGCCUUAAUUGUUGGAUCUUUCUGUCUCUAUAUAUUGGCAUUUGAUGAUGCAGUGAACUCUGACCCUAUAUGGGGUGAUCCAUUUCAGGUCAAAUUGAAUGUAGGAAUCACAUGUGGCUACCUUGUAUACGACUUGCUGCUUCUCGCUCGCUUCUGGAAAGUGAUGAAAGAUCCUUAUAUAGUUUGUCAUCACAUCGCAGUGCUGUAUGCAUAUGGAUAUGUGCUGAAUCGUGGUGUACUACCAUAUUUUGCCAAUUUUCGAUUAAUCUCGGAGCUUUCAACACCUUUUGUGAAUCAGAGAUGGUUCUUUGUUGUAACUGAGAUGCCACGUUCCUCCUGGGCUGUUCUUUUAAAUGGCUUUGCUAUGGCGGUGUCCUUUUUUAUGGUCCGCAUUGCAGUAAUACCCAGUUACUACUCUCAGGUGUUUGCCACCUUUGGCACAGAGGGUUAUAUAAAGCUAGGCCUCGGACCACAGGUAGCCUGGAUUGUGUCCUGUGUGGUUCUUGAUAUCCUCAACGUUUUCUGGAUGUACAAGAUUAUCUGUGGGUUUUACAAAGUCGUGAAAGCCAAGCCUGGUGAAAAGCCUAGAAGAAACCAUGCUGACUGAGGAUAUAUUACACUCCCAUUAGUGUGCCAGCCACACAUGCACACACAUCCUACUGUCGCUGGACCACAUGGUGAAUUACCCAUAACCACUUGCAAUCUAUGUAAGAGAGACCAUGUUACUUUUUACAUUUAUGGGUUGAAUCCCAUUGCUAAGGAAUUACCACUCAUACUUUGUCAACUGAGGACCAAGAAUCCUAAAUUACAAAUAGUACUGUAUUUAUGUCCCUCCAAAGAGGAGCUGUAUUAUCAAUAACUAGGGUGAAUUGACUAACUGUGCUCCUCAUCUUAGUGUCCAUGCCCGAUCCACUCUUGUCUCUGUUCUGGCUAAAACAAAGCAAUUAUUGUGAACAUCCUUUUUAUUUAUUUGUUUAUCUAAACUACACAACUUCUGUGAAGAGAGAGGAUGUCAGCAUUAUUAAACCUAGAACCAGAGUAUGAGAAUCCCUAAUAGAUUGACAUAGCCGAGAAGAGAGAUGGAUAGCGGAGGCAGUCUUUCUAGAAAUAAUAGAAAACUUUACAGUAUUGACUGAUUGGGAGAAAACAAUAUGAUAAAUAAAGGAGAAUAAAAAGAAGGCGCUUUAGAAUAACAAUUCAUAUGGGGCAUUGAGUUAGGAUGGCAUGUCUAAUCUAUACACUGAGUUUCUGUAUAAUAACAUCUUAUUUACUAAUGAAUGUAUGAAAUAUAUUUCUAUUUUUAAAAUAAACUUUUAAAUUUAAA